Molecule: messenger RNA, 3372 nt
Organism: Plasmodium coatneyi
Lineage: Eukaryota; Apicomplexa; Aconoidasida; Haemosporida; Plasmodiidae
Exons: 1
Coding region: 1-3372 (1123 amino acids)
Source: RefSeq, a predicted model, not a curated record
AUGAGUUAUGAAUGGUUGGAUGCCCUCCAAUGGAGAGGCAAUAAAAGUGUGGAGUUUGGAAGGGAAGAAGAAAAGAGAACAAAUUGCUAUGAACUCAUAAAUGACAAAAUUUUCGUAUACAGAUGUAACACAUGUCUGCUGGUAUUCACCUGUGUGCACUCCUUUUCAAAUCAUGUCUUAAAUGAGAACCACCAAAUAAAGCAACUGAACUCUCUGAAGAAGGGAAAGUAUUUUAACUGCCUGAGGUGUAAGUACGUCUGUCUAAGCAUCGCCAAAAUUAUAAGUCACAUAGAAUUGUACAACCACUGUCACAACAUUCUGAGGAAAAUAAAAAGAAACAUGGUCUACAAUGGAAUUGCUUCCUGUUCAUGCAAAGUAAAAUGUUACACGUUUUAUUCACAGAAUAAGAAUUGCCUCACUACUGGGGAUCCUAUCCUGGCCGAGUAUGAAGGGGUCCCUAAUUUUCAACCGAUCGAUGAAGGGGGCAUGUGCCCUUAUCAGGGUGAUUCUUUUCAGGAUGGAGAUAUAAACUUCUUUCCUAAGACGGGGGUGAUACCUUCUAAGGAGCGUAACUUACUUUUGAUGAGCCCCUCUAACGAUCUCAUCCCACGUUUUUCUUCUACCGACAUCUGGAGGGAUCAUUCAGGGGAAAAAUCCCUGAGGAGGAAAACGUUGGGAUUUAUUCUGAGCACCACGGGUGGGGCAGAAUCUAAGGUACCCCCCAACGUAACAGAUGCGGUGCACCACUCCCCUGCAGACAUGAACAUCGCCCCCAUGCCCUGCAACCAAGUGGGAGAGCAAAAUGAGCUGAACCCAAUCUGCACGGACAUAAACAAAAUAAAUGACUUCAACGCAGUUCUUCUAAAUCUGGAAAAGCAGGAAAAGCAAAAAAAACAGAGCGUGAAGAAGGAAGAAAACAGCUGCAGCACGGAUGCCACCAGAAACUUACUCCUGCACAUUUACGAGAACAAUUACCACUUUAACAGGAUGAGCGGGAAGGAUUCCUUCCACCAUGACAACGAUCAUAAUGAGAAAAGGUGUGAUAUUCUGCAGGAAACUGAAGGACUGUUGUUUUCCUCCCCCUCUGGCUUAAAUAAUGGUAGAACCUUUGUUGAGAAAAAUUAUGACCCCUUCAGGACCUACGCCUACAACCACUCCGAACAGGGCAGCUUCAGCUUAUUCCCCAAGGAGGAGAAUGCCAUUAUGGGGACACGCACAGGGGGGCAUCCCCAAAGUGGGGUUAACAAUCCGGACAGGAAAGACACAAUCGGGACGAGUAAACCCUACAACGCUUUGCAUGAAGCAGGCCCCCCCUACGUGAGCAAUGGUGGAAGCACGAAAAACAACACUACACAAAAUGGACCACCCAAUUAUGACCCGAUUUUUAAGGACCACCACAUAUUGGAUCAAUUUCUCAGUACACAAAUGGCCAAUAAAAUUGACCUAAAUAUGGAAGGCGAAAUGGAAGAAGUAAAGAGUUCUUUUCUGCGAUCCAUCCAGAACAGCGCAAAAAAGCUAGCUGCGUUGGACACACUGUAUCUGUAUGAGCAGCAGGAGGGAGCAUCCCAUCUUUGCAGUGACCAACCUACUAUGUAUAGAAGCAUGAAAGAGACACAAACAAGUGUUGAAGACCAGAUCGACACUCACCCGAAUGGUACACCUAGCGGAAUGCAUUCUCUGGAUGAACAACAAAUGGGUAGUUCCAUCAACGGGGACAAAAUCUCCCCCUCAGAAGAAGAUUUAAAAAAAUAUUUUUGCAAAAAUUUCCUUCCGCAUAUAUUUGAUUAUCAGCCGAGAAGCAUGGUUCCCACAAAGGGGGGGGUCGAAAGGACUGACUCUGAAAAACCCUCCAAUGGGAAAGUAGACAAAAUGAUGGAAGAUACACUCUGGGAUGCUCGUCAUGACAUGAGCAUGGUGAAUGGCAACAUUAUUCAUAAUAUGGCUGAGCGGAAGACACAAAAUAGAGAACCCUUCACCGAAAUGGAGUACCCUCCCAGGGGGGGAGCAACUGAUGCAGCUCCGUAUCUUACUCAAAGGAUCGAUGAGAAUGGUCCGUUUUUGUCCUCUACAUACUGGCAAUCUCAAAUGGAUGAACUGAACAGGGUACCUUACAAGCACAUGGAUGGAAAGGGUAGGAAGGAGGAUGCCGGGGGGGAAGUCGAACCAACCAACCAGCUGAGUUACAUGAAGCACACGAUCAGGGGAGGUGAACAGAGUGGAGAUCCCCACGCUGCAAGUCCUUUUUCCUUAACAGAUAGUUCAUUAACAUAUAUUAAUAAGAAAAAAAAUGAAAAUGUCACCGAGGAAAGAGAAAAAAAGAACCAACUGGAUUUACUAACCUUGUAUCGUUUGCAGGGAGGGAGAUCCCCUUAUCCCAAUGGUGAUGGCAAAAUGGAAGGCACCCAUGCAGACGUGCAAAACAGGGAAGGUAAUAAAUUUCACCCCGAACUGAAUAAAAACUCCCUCCCCUUUAAUCAGCCAUAUGAAGAUCUCCUUCAAUAUGGAAAGUGCCUCAGGGGGUGGGCAGCAGAAGAAGAAAAUGGAAAAGAAGACAACCCCCUCAAUAGGCAUGACGGGCCCCUCAAUUUUACUGCCACUAGGGGGGAAACGCACAGGGGGGUUGUAAAUACAAACGCGCAAAAUGACUCACCACGACAGGCAGUAGUAACAAAGCAGAUGAACCAGUUGUGUGCCCCUUCUUCCAGCGGGUCUAACUUCAACAUGAGACGUUUAAGCCUGCCAAGCAGACACACCUCAGUGAGCAACCCAACUAAAAACGCACCUUCCCGCACGAAGGAGGAUAUUCUGAAUAGCAUUUUCGAAGAUCCCUCCGAUGAGAGAAAGAACUCCAGGACGCCCAGCGAGACUGCCGCUUUGAAUCAAAAAAGACAAUCCUUUAUCGACGAAAUUGGGGAAAUUAAAAAAUCGAUCGAAAAGGAAAACAAAAAUAAUAGACAGGUGAAUAUGACACACAUAAGUCCUCCUUAUGCACAGAGAAUGGCACCUGCCAUCCCUUUUCAUGGAGAGAGGAGCAAUUUUCCUAAAAACGGGGAGCCGAAGAAGCAGAGUUUUUUCCUUGGUAGUCGCAACAACGAUGAUAAAGGUGCCUACCCGGAUUUUAAAUCCAUUCGGAUUAAUGACUCCCAGGGGGAGGGCGCCCAUUCAGGGAUCCCCGCUCAGAGUGGCCACUUCCACAACGGGUACUUCCAGAGCGGCCACUUAGACAACCACUUGGAGAACCACCUGGAGAACCACUUGGAUAGCCGCCGAGACCACUUCAGUCGUGCCCACCAGGAAAGGAAGAAAUCCACGGAUGGGGAAAAUGGCCAACCUUUUAGCUCGAAUCUGUCCAAAUGGCAGAGCAGAAGGUAA